CCUGGCCCCUGGCAAGGUGGUUUACGCGGUCGUGAGCGCGGGACUCGGAUCUGGAGGGUGGCUGGGUCUUGCCUGAGAUGGACAGCCGGAUUCCUUAUGAUGACUACCCAGUGGUUUUCCUGCCUGCCUAUGAGAAUCCCCCAGCAUGGAUUCCUCCUCAUGAGAGGGUAUACCACCCAGACUACAACAAUGAGUUGACCCAGUUUCUGCCCCGAAUUGUCACACUGAAGAAGCCUCCUGGAGCUCAGCUAGGAUUUAACAUCCGAGGAGGAAAGGCCUCUCAGCUAGGCAUCUUCAUCUCCAAGGUGAUUCCAGACUCUGAUGCACAUCGAGCAGGACUUCAGGAAGGGGACCAAGUUCUAGCUGUGAAUGAUGUGGAUUUCCAAGAUAUUGAGCACAGCAAGGCUGUUGAGAUCCUGAAGACAGCCCGUGAAAUCAGUAUGCGUGUCCGCUUCUUUCCCUACAAUUAUCAUCGCCAAAAAGAGAGGACUGUGCACUAGAGAGUUGCAGCCCACAACCCUUCAUGUGGACUUUGCCAGGACAAGCUGGCUAGGCUUCAGGGAAGCUGCUUUACGCUCAGCCCCUCCCUGGCAUAGCAGAAUGGGGAGGAUAAGGAUACAGCUAGCCAAGUGCAUUACCCAAACUGUACUGUACUUUUAGUUCCCUAGUUUUCUAGGUGAGCUUCAUUCCCUGAAAGGAGAAGGAUGAUGAUGUCUAAGUAUAACCUGGGGAACCCAGUUAGAAAAGGCAACUGACAUAUAUUGAAUACCAUGUGCUAGUCCGUUACACAUCAUAUCAUUUUAGUUGUAGAAAUUAGUAGAAAAAAAGAAUCUUAGGGAUCUUCUAUCCGGUUCGCCUGGCCAUCUCAUCCCAUCUUUGUACUACCAGAGGUUUCAUACACUUUGAAGACUUCACUAAGACCCUAUUUUUGCACCUUCCUUCUCAUAUCCUCUCCCCAGAAAAGUAAAACACAAUGCUAAAGAAA
Propithecus coquereli (Coquerel's sifaka) is the source of this 985-nucleotide messenger RNA. RefSeq names its product PDZ domain containing 11 (gene PDZD11). NCBI's taxonomy places the organism in Eukaryota, Metazoa, Chordata, Mammalia, Primates, Indriidae. The record is from RefSeq and is a predicted model, not a curated record. Gene Ontology annotation, cellular component: cell-cell junction; basolateral plasma membrane; synapse. The transcript has 7 exons. Bases 78 to 500 code for a protein of 140 amino acids. Gene Ontology annotation, biological process: maintenance of epithelial cell apical/basal polarity; protein localization to basolateral plasma membrane; neurotransmitter secretion. Gene Ontology annotation, molecular function: protein binding.